Suillus subalutaceus is the source of this 309-nucleotide messenger RNA. RefSeq lists its product as uncharacterized. The transcript has 4 exons. The record is from RefSeq and is a predicted model, not a curated record. Lineage: Eukaryota; Fungi; Basidiomycota; Agaricomycetes; Boletales; Suillaceae. Bases 1 to 309 code for a protein of 102 amino acids.
AUGGACACUCCUUCGGUCGUUGGCUUUUCCAAUGUGACCGAGGAUGACUUGAAAGCUAAGGGUGGGGAGCUUGCGUGCAUUCUUCUGGCCUCCGGCCCCAUUAAUGCCAUUUUUCAUCUGGUGGCGAAUCCCGACAGUUUUGGCCAGUCUGUCGAGAAACUCUAUCACGUUUCUUACCUCCUGCGUGACAGUACUUGUGCCCUGAAAUUUACGCCGCCCGGCGAACCUGUUGUCUAUUUUGGCUUUCGACAAUUUUUAAAUUCGACCACUGUGUUCGGGCUAGCCAUUGAAAACUUGAAGCUCCUCUGA